Arachis duranensis is the source of this 1307-nucleotide messenger RNA. RefSeq lists its product as uncharacterized. Gene Ontology annotation, molecular function: calmodulin binding. The transcript has 3 exons. The record is from RefSeq and is a predicted model, not a curated record. Lineage: Eukaryota; Viridiplantae; Streptophyta; Magnoliopsida; Fabales; Fabaceae. Bases 1 to 1239 code for a protein of 412 amino acids.
AUGGCAACAAAACCUAAUGGUGGUGGUGUUGGAAAGGAGAAGAAAACUACCACAUCUUCACAUUCUUCUCAAAUCUCAAGCACAACAAAAAGAACCCCAAUAAAAGCAACAACCACCUCUAAAGAAAAGUCAACAACAACCUCAGAUAAAAAUGGCCCAAACAGCCUCAAAUCCAAAGGUACUCAAACUCCAAAACUCACAGUAAAGCCCAAUAAUGACCCUUCUUCCAAUAACAUUAAUAGCAAGCCCAUUAGAAGAAGUUCUUUUGAUAAGCCCAUUCCACCAUCUGAGGCCCAACUCAAGAAACAACCUUCUCCUUCGAGACAACAACUUGUUUCCCCAGGCCCAAGAGACAGGCCCAUAUCAGUUAAAAAGUCCAUUGGGCCUGUUAAGAGUAUCACUAAUAUUACCACUUCUAAGUCCAGGCCCAUUACUAGUAGUAAUGUUAAGGAAGCAACAAAAACUAGUGUUGGUGGUGGUGUUAAAAGUGUUGCCAAGAAAAGUGUCUCUUCAACUUCUUUAACAAAUACUAAGAAGGUUGUUGGCUCAACAAAGGUUGCAAAGAGUAGUUCUUCAACAAAGAAGGAUGAUAUUGAAUUUUAUGAUGAUCAAAAUGACUAUGAUCUUGUUCUUGAUCAUGACAAUUAUCAUGAUCACAAGGUCGAAGAAUAUGACGAUCAAGAGAAAAUAGAAGAAAAAGAACACGAAGAAAAAAAAGAUAAAGAAGAAGAGAAAAUAGAAGAGAAUGAGGACGAUAAAAAAAAUGAAGAUGGUGAUAAUGAGAAAAUCAUCGCAACCACAAAUCAAGAAGAAAGUAACAACAACUACUUAGAACUUAAUCAUUCAACAGCAGAAGAAGCAAAAAUUGAUGAAAUCAAAGAAGAAGAAAAGCAAAAUGCUGAAGAGCCAGUAAUAAAAGUGGAAGAUAACAAGGUGAAGGAACCAGAAAGCAAUAAUAAUGAAAAUCAAGCAACACAACAAGAAGAAGAACAUCAUCAACUCAAAGAAGAGAACAAAGAGAAGGAAAAGGUGGAAGUAUCACCUUCGCCAUUGCCAUCGUCUUCACCAUCACUACCACCAUCAUCAUCACAAGGUGUAAUGAUGCAUGGGAAAAGAGAGGCUCAAGUAUCAAAUGGGGUGAUUGAAGAGACAGCAAGCAAGCUUUUGGAAGCAAGAAAGAACAGAGUGAGAGCAUUGGCGGGUGCUUUUCAGAGUGUCAUUGACUAUCAAUCCAAAUGAUGAAUUCAAUCAAAUCCACUUCCAAUUUCUGUGUUUUGACAUCUUUUAAUUUAUAUACCAUACUGAGG